Molecule: messenger RNA, 999 nt
Organism: Vitis riparia (riverbank grape)
Lineage: Eukaryota; Viridiplantae; Streptophyta; Magnoliopsida; Vitales; Vitaceae
Exons: 2
Coding region: 1-999 (332 amino acids)
Source: RefSeq, a predicted model, not a curated record
AUGCUCGAAGAUGAUGUACGAGCAGCCACCCAGCAAGUCUUGGUUGCCGGACAGGCAUCCAGAAGUGGUGCGAAAAGAAGUGCCAAACUUCCGGAUCCAAGACCAUCCGAUCGAAGGCAGGAAGGGCCAAGUCACCCGAAAAUGCCACCCUUCACACCCCUUUCCAUAUCCCAUGAGAAGCUUCUCCCUAUGAUCCAAGGCAUGUUCGAUUUCAGGUGGCCUAAACCCCUCGGAACGGACCCAUCCAGAAGAGAUCAUAGUAAAAAAUGUGCCUUCCAUAAGGAACAUGGUCACAUGACGGAGGCGUGCAGGUGCCUCCAGUAUUUAGUCGAAAAGCUUAUAAAGGCGGGACAUUUGAAGCAAUACCUCCGCUCAGAUGCUGGAGGUAGAGACGCUUCCCGAAAUCACAACUCUGGAGCCCCCACGGCUCCAGCCGCCCCCAAGGCCAUUAUAAACUAUAUUAAUGGAGAUGGGACAAUCAUUUUCCCACCAGUAGAUCCCACCCGGAUAUUGCAGCCGCACCGCGACGCCCUCAUCCUAUCCUUAGAGAUGGGAAAUUUUGACGUGAGACGCAUCUUGGUUGACCCGGGCAGCUCAGCCGAUCUUGUACAAGCAUCGAUCAUUAGCCACAUGGGACACAGUCUCACAGGCCUUGAAAAUCCUAGGCGAAUCUUGUCCGGAUUCAACGGGGCAUCAACUACUUCCUUGGGAGAUAUUGUACUGCCGGUCCAAGCUGGCCCAGUCGCUCUCAACAUGCAAUUUUCGGUGGUACAAGAUUUAUCACCCUUUAAUGUCAUCUUGGGGCGCACAUGGCUGCACUACAUGAAAUCCAUCCCCUCUACAUAUCAUCAAAUGGUAAGCUUCCUUACCAAGGAUGGACAAAUCAACCUAUACGACAACCAAUUAGUCGCUCGCCAAUGCUACCAAAUAGCGCGAGAAGCGGGGACCAGCCACGAGGAUAAACCCCUCCUUGAGUCCACCCAUACACUUGACCAAUAG